This is a messenger RNA of Mixia osmundae IAM 14324, 379 nucleotides long. RefSeq lists its product as uncharacterized. Bases 1 to 312 code for a protein of 103 amino acids. The record is from RefSeq and is a predicted model, not a curated record. The transcript has 3 exons. Gene Ontology annotation, biological process: protein N-linked glycosylation. NCBI's taxonomy places the organism in Eukaryota, Fungi, Basidiomycota, Mixiomycetes, Mixiales, Mixiaceae.
AUGUCCAGCGCAGAUUAUGCAGCCGCUCUCGAUGACUGGUCGUCAGGCGACGUGUUCAGACCACCCGUGCCUACCACGUUAUUGCCCGGUAUAGGCUUCUCACUGCUCGCCGUCAGCUUUGCCUUGACCUUCUACUUCACGACUCUGCCAAAGACGACAGUGCCUGCCAAGGAGCUCCUCAUAGCAGCGGUCGUUAGCCUCAUGGCAGGCAUGGGCACGGUAGCGACGUUCUGUACACUUGGUAUCAGGCAAGCAUUGUCAUCACUGAUGCUAGGUACGAUGCUCAUUAAGGACAAUGCGCACAGCGUAUGAGGGCUGGACAGAUUCGAUAGACAACGAUAACAGGCAGCCCGCAAAAGUCAUGAUGAUGUUGUAGCAG